Effrenium voratum is the source of this 1407-nucleotide messenger RNA. The record is from the annotation of a GenBank genome assembly. Lineage: Eukaryota; Dinophyceae; Suessiales; Symbiodiniaceae.
AUGAGCACUUUUUCUCCGGACGCCAAUAAUGCGUCCACGCCCAGCCGUUUCUAUCUGGCGGCCUGGCGCUGGCACUUUUAUGCCGGUCUUUUCGCCAUUCCGUUCCUGACUGUUCUCGCUGUCACCGGUCUGAUGAUGAUGUAUAUCGGCUAUUUUGACGGCCGUGAUGGUGAGAGGAUUGCCGUUCCGGUUCCGGCAAACAGCACUGUCCUCUCCAUUUCGGAUCAGGCCAACGCCGCCCUUGUAAGCCGUCAGGGCGGCACACCUGUGGAGUGGCUGAAGGGGCGGUCGGAAGGCAGCGUUUCGGUUUUCCGGAUCAAUCAGGACGGCGCGCAGGAAAUGGUUGCCGUCGAUCCCUACACCGGCAACAUCGUGGAAAGCUGGUCCCGGCGUCAGGGUUGGUACGACUUCGCCGACGGCAUUCACAGCGAUCUUCUUCUGGGGACGCCCGGAGACCGGCUCCUUGAAAUCGCGGCGGGUCUUUCCCUCGUCCUGAUCGUGACCGGACUAUACCUCUGGUGGCCGCGCGAUGUUUCUCUCGUGAGAGCCCUUGUUCCGGACCUGACCCAGAAGGGACGAGCGCUUCUGAAAACGCUGCACGUGAACUUCGGCAUUUAUGUUUCCGUGCUGCUCCUGACGUUCCUGAUCACGGGCAUGGCCUGGACGGGCAUCUGGGGCGGCAAGUUCGUUCAGGCCUGGAGCACGUUUCCUGCCGAAAAGUGGGACAACGUUCCCCUGUCGGACGAGACCCAUGCCGCGAUGAACCACGGCGCGGUUUCCGAGGUGCCCUGGGCUCUGGAGCAGACCCGGAUGCCGGCAUCCGGUUCCGAGGCGGGUAUCGAGGGAACAGCGCCCGGUGUUCCGGUCGACAUCGACAGCGUUGCGACACUGGCCGCUGCGCUGGGCUUCAAUGCAAGAUAUCGCAUUUCCUAUCCCCGGGGCGAAACCGGCGUCUGGACGAUCAACCAGGAUACGAUGAGCGCUGAUGCGGAAGACCCGUUUUCCGACAGGACCGUUCAUGUCGAUCAGUACACCGGCCGUGUCCUCGCCAAUGUCGCCUUUGCCGAUUACUCGGCAGCGGGCAAGGCAAUGGCGGUCGGCAUUCCACUGCACAUGGGUCUGAUGGGUCUCUGGAACCUGAUCCUCAACACGUUGGUCUGUCUGUCGGUGAUCUUCCUGUGUGUCAGCGGCGCCGUGAUGUGGUGGCUGCGCCGGCCAAAAGGCAUGGCGCUGCGGGUUUUUGCACCAAAAACACCUGAGGAUCUUCCGCAUUGGCGCGGCGCAAUGAUCCUGAUGUUGUUUCUGUCGCUGGCUUUUCCGCUGGUUGGUCUGACGCUGUUGAGCGUACUUGCACUCGACUAUCUGAUCAUCAAGCGGGUGCCCAUGCUGCGUCGGGCGUUUGGCUGA